Messenger RNA from Verruconis gallopava, 936 nucleotides. RefSeq lists its product as uncharacterized. NCBI's taxonomy places the organism in Eukaryota, Fungi, Ascomycota, Dothideomycetes, Venturiales, Sympoventuriaceae. The record is from RefSeq and is a predicted model, not a curated record. The coding region runs from base 1 to 936 and encodes 311 amino acids. The transcript is spliced from 4 exons. Gene Ontology annotation, molecular function: oxidoreductase activity.
AUGUCGGGAGCGGAGAGACCAAGAAAAGAGCAAGCCUUGAGCAAGGUGCUUGUGGAAGGCUUUCCUGAUCCAGGCACAUUCGAAAAUAUUCCCAGAGUCAGGAAGAUAGGUCCAGAGUCGACUGAGCCACGUAUGAAAGACAAGGUGUGCAUCAUAACAGGCGCGAAUUCGGCAUUGGGUAUCGGUCGGGCCACUGCGCACGAGUUCGCUCAGAACGGAGCAAAGGCCGUAUAUCUAUGUGAUUUUGUCGACGACCUCCUCGAAACCCACAAGCGAGAGUUGAACUCCCUGUACCCGAACACCGAAAUACACAUACGACAGUUCGACGCGGGAGAGGAAGCUGCAGUCAAGGCUGUCGUGGAAGAGGCGUUCAACAAGUAUGGCAGAUUAGACGUCUUCUUCGCCAACGCCGGAAUGGCUGCUUCAAAGAUAUUCACGGAGACCACGCCUGAAGAGUUCAUGCAAAUGAUGAAGACAAAUACCCUUAGCGUCUUUCUCGCGGCGAAGCACGCCGCCAAAGCCAUGAUGCAAAACAAGCCAUAUCCCACAGGCUCAAUCAUCGGCACUGCUUCAGUCGCUGGCAUUCGGUCUAAUGCGGGCUCGAGCAGCUAUUCUGCUUCGAAAGCCGCCGUUAUCAGCCUCAUGCAGACCAUUUCUUACCAGCUCGCUGGCACCGGAAUCAGGUGCAACGCCGUCUGCCCUGGUAUCAUCGAGACUGGCAUGACAUCUGCUAUGUAUGAGGCAGCGCGGAAACGAGGAACGGAGAAGAAAAUAGGUCAGCUCAAUCCGCUUAGAAGAGGCGGCGUGGCCGACGAAAUUGCGAGGGCGGUGCUCUUCCUCGCUAGCGAUGAGAGUAGUUACGUGAACGGACAGGCAAUACCUGUAUGCGGCGGAUUGAGUGCUGGACAUCCAUAUGUACUAGGUAAAAUGGCGUAA